Messenger RNA from Humulus lupulus (European hop), 3383 nucleotides. Its product is annotated as putative disease resistance RPP13-like protein 1. Gene Ontology annotation, biological process: defense response to other organism. Bases 143 to 3229 code for a protein of 1028 amino acids. The transcript has a single exon. The record is from RefSeq and is a predicted model, not a curated record. Lineage: Eukaryota; Viridiplantae; Streptophyta; Magnoliopsida; Rosales; Cannabaceae. Gene Ontology annotation, molecular function: ADP binding.
UCUUAAUUACACAACUCACCAUGCAACGACCUAAGAAUUGUCCAUGACUUUAUCUUAAACACCGAUUAAAUUAUCUCAAUCCAAACGUACUUGCACCUGAAAUCUAGCCUUGUUUUUUUUCUUCUUCUUGAAAUUUAACACCAUGGCUGCAGAAAUGGUGGGUGGAGCUCUUCUCUCUUCUGUGCUUCAAACGCUGUUCGAAAAGUUGGCUUCACGAGAGGUUGUGGACUUCUUCAGGAGAAAGAAAGUCGAUGAUGGUUUGCUCAAGAAGCUGAAGACUACGUUUUUGUCCGUCAACAUUCUGCUCAACGAUGCUGAAGAGAAGCAAAUCAGAAACCCGGGCGUGAGGAAGUGGCUCGAUGAGCUCAUAGAAGCAACUUAUGAUGUUGAGGACUUGAUGACUGAGAUUACAACGAUCAAGUUCGAGCAAGAUCAAGGCUGCACCAGCUCAAGUCAUCAUCAUCAGGUACCAUUCUUGAAGAAGCUCUCUCCUUCGUUUAUGUUUGACAAAGCAUUGUUUCGUAAUAAGAUAGCUGAGAUUCUUGAGAGGUUGAAACUUCUUCUGCAACAGAAAGAUGUGCUUGAUUUGAAAUCUGUUACACAAAACAGACACUUACAGAGAUUGCCUGCUCCUUUGGCUCAAGAGUCUAGUGUUUAUGGGAGGGAUGGUGAUAAAGAGUCUGUAGUGAAUUCGUUGUUGUUGUCAGAUAAUAAUUAUGAUGGUAUUGAUGGUACUAAUAGUGAUAAGAUAUCUGUGAUUCCAAUUGUGGGGUUGGGUGGAAUUGGUAAGACUACACUUGCUCAGAUUGUUUAUGACGAUGAGAGAGUGAAAAGACAUUUUGAGCUCAAAGCAUGGGUUACUGUGUCAGUUGAAUUCGACAUUUUGAAAAUAACAAGAAUGAUUUUGGAGAGGGUGUCCAUGAAGAAAUGUGAGAAUGAGGAACUAUAUGAGCUUCAAAUUAAGUUGAAAGAGGCUUUGAUGGGGAAAAAGUUUCUGAUUGUUCUUGAUGAUGUUUGGAGUGAAAACUACUCCCUUUGGGAUGUUUUAAGAAGUCCAUUUGAAUUUGGAGCAGAAGGAAGUAAAAUCAUUGUCACCACACGCAGUGAAAUUGUUGCAUCAAAAAUGGGCAGUGUUCCAUCUUAUGAACUACAAGUAAUGUCAGAUGAAGAUUGCUGGUGCUUAUUUUCAAAGCAUGCCUUCAACAAUGGAGACUUAAAUGCAUACUCAGAUUUACAAGAAAUUGGUAGAGAAAUUGUUAAAAAGUGCAAGGGACUUCCUUUGGCUGUGAAAUCACUUGCUGGGCUUCUGAGAGCUGUGCUAAAUCCUGAAGAGUGGAGAAGAAUUUUGAAAAGUGACAUAUGGGAGUUGCAGCUGCAAGAAAAUGACAGCAACAACAACAUUCUUCCAGCUCUGUGGUUGAGUUACUAUUAUCUUCCAUCACAUCUUAAGCGCUGCUUUGUAUUCACCUCAGUGUUCCCUAAAGAUUAUGAGUUUGAAAAAGAAAAAAUAAUCUUCAUGUGGAUGGCUGAAGGUCUUCUGCAAUCUGACACAGAAAAAGCACAAGAAGAUGUUGGAGAAGAGUACUACCAAGCUUUAAUCUUAAGGCUAUUGUUCCAAAGAUCAAGUAGAGAUGAAUCAACUUUCUUCAUGCAUGAUCUUGUCCAUGAUCUUGCCAUUUUUGUAGCAGGAAAGUUUUCUUUCAGGUUGGAUGAUGAUAAUCUACACAAGGUUGCUAGCGAAAUUCGACAUUUAUCGUGCAAAAGUUAUGUGAGUUUGUCUAAACUUAAGAGUUUGCGCACCUUCAUUGCAAUACCAUCGUUCACAUUAGAUGGAUCAUCAUCAGUAAAUCACUUGGAUUUGAGUGAGCAUUUUUUCAUAGGUGGGUGCUUGAGAGUACUCUCUUUAUCUCAUGCUUUGAUCAAGAAAUUGCCUGAUUCAAUAGGCAAUUUGAAGCAACUAAGGUACUUGGAUUUAUCUUCCACUGAAAUUGUUGAGUUGACUGAGUCCAUUUGUUCUUUGUUCAAUUUGCAAGCACUCCUCUUGUCCAAUUGUCGAAAUCUUACUCAGUUACCGGCUAACAUGGGAAGUCUAGCCAACUUGCGCCACCUCGACAUUGCAGACACACCUAUCACAGAAAUGCCAGCCUUAAUGUCCAAUUUGAAAGACUUGCAAACAUUGCCUUAUUUUGUUUUGAAUGAACAUGGUGGCUCUAGAGUUAAGGAGCUAAGAGAGCUGCAGCAUCUUCAUGGAACACUUGUCAUUGCAGGGCUUGAAAAUAUAGUCAAUGUUGAGCAUGUAUUGGAGUCGAAUUUGAAGGACAAGAAGUGUCUUAGAGCACUAAGCUUGAAAUGGCAAUAUGGUGAUAUUGAUGAUUCACAAAAGGAAAGAGAAAUACUUGAUGGUCUCCAACCUCACACAAAGUUAGAGAAUCUCUACAUCAGUGGCUACAGAGGUACAAAUUUCUCAUCAUGGAUAGGAGACUAUUCAUAUUCUAGUAUGGUAGAGGUUCAUUUACUUAACUGCAAAAGUUGUUGGUUUUUACCUCCAUUUGGGCAGCUACCUUCCCUUAAAAAGCUUCAAAUUUUGGCAUUUGAUAGUGUGGUAACAAUAGGUGCAGAAUUUUACUCGAGUGGUUCUUCUCAGGUGAUCAAGCCAUUUAGAUCCUUAGAAAUUCUGAAUUUUCGCUUCAUGUCGGAGUGGAAGGAGUGGUCAUUCAUUAAAGUCGAAGAAGGUGGAGUUUUUCCUCGUCUUAGGGAACUUAACCUUGAAGGUUGUCCAAAACUAAAUGUACAGCUACCAAAUUCUCUUCCCUCUUUAACAAAGCUUCAAGUAUGGAGAUGUAGACAACUGUUGCCUCUACUUCCAAGGCCUGAUCACACUGCAUUUCCAUGCCUUAGGACUAUGGAUAUAUACAUGUGCCCAGAACAAGAAUCAUUUUUGGAAGGUGGGUUCCCUUCAAGUAUAACUUCACUUCAAAUUUUCAACUGCAACAAGCUCGAGUCCCUCAAUGGCAAAGGCUUUCAAGGCCUGAAUUCUCUUCAAGAGUUGGUUAUUGGUAGGUGUCAAGAGCUCAAAUGUCUACCAGACGAAGGAUUGCCUGAUUCUCUUCUGCAUUUGUGUAUAAGUGAUUGUCCUUUGCUACAACAGCGGUGCCAAAGAAAUGAAGGUCAAGAUUGGACUAAGAUUGCUCAUAUUCCUCGAAUAGAGAUUGAUUGGGAACUGAUUUGAAGUUCAUUAUAUAUGCAGUUGUUGUUGAAGUUCAUUUAUAUUGUUCUUUUUUUUGGUUUUAUAUUUACAGACUUUGAAAUAAGUCUAGUUCAGGAUAAUGAGUUUAUUUGGAAUAUGGUAAACAAAAUAGGAAUGAAUGGAUUAAUUCUAAACA